Molecule: messenger RNA, 1494 nt
Organism: Medioppia subpectinata
Lineage: Eukaryota; Metazoa; Arthropoda; Arachnida; Sarcoptiformes; Oppiidae
Source: the annotation of a GenBank genome assembly
CAUUCAUACAAUCACUUCAUUUGAGCCCAAGAUAUGGCACAACAGAUGACAACAACGAAGACAUCACUCGAGACCACAGAUGACAGCAAUGAAGACAACAGACAACAAACACAAAUUUAUGCGAAGAACUCAAUGGACAGAUUCGGUGAUGAUUUGUGUCAACUGUUGUUAUACUAUCUCUCACUCGAAGAUCGGUUUCGAUUGGAAAGUGUGUCCAAACAGUUCCAGAGAACUGUCUUCGAGAGUGUUGUGGACAUCACUCUUAACGACAAACUCAUCAAUCGAUUCCGAUACGAAUGUGUGUCCAAACAGUUCCGGAGGAAUAUCUACAAAAGUGUCGUAAACUUCAAAUUGAACGACAAAUUAAUCCGAAAAAUGCCCGAAAGAUAUUACCCGCAAAUGUUGGCCACAAUUACCACAAAGUGUCCCAACAUUGAGAUCAUUGACUGCCGAAGACUGGAAUCGAGUCGCCUCUCGAGUCACGCGCCGGAAAUGUUGCACACGUUUCGCGACAAGUGUUGGCAUUUGCGGGACAUUUACUGCAAUCCAAUGUUGACUAACAUUAAAGCGCUGCACGAUUUGCGACCACUGGUCACCCGAAUCGGAUCCAAGCGGCGGUGCGGCGGCCGUUAUGUCCGACACUGCGAACGUAUGUUUGACUUAUCGGUCAAAUCAUUGUCUGACGUCUACUCCCAGAAGAGGGUAAUACUGACGAAGAGAUUACGCAAAUUGUCGUUCGAGACCUACGAUGGCGUCAACGGCGCCAACAAUGAAGUGUUGGCCGUUAUUGCGUUCAACAAUAAGUCGCUGACAUGUCUGGCGAUCAGAGAUCUAAAGCCGCCGUCCAUUGAGAUUAUGAAUGAAUUUGCGGACGUAUUGUCACAACGAUUACCACAAUUACGUAAAUUGACUCUUCAUUUCGAUGUGACAGACAUUCAGUACUCAAUAGACGGCUCUUUGUCUGCAAUUGCUGUGAAGUGUAAACAAUUGAAACGAUUGUCACUCGUAUUGCAGUCGAAGUCCAAACAACCGGUUGUCCAGACAUUGCAUUCAUUGCCAUAUUUUUCGCAAUUAAAACGAUUGCUUAUAAACCUCUACCCGACUGUCAGUUCCUUCCAGUUUCUAAGCUAUCAAUUCGUGGAUCCGUUGAGACUUUGCCGCCGAUUAACGCAUUUAAGUCUUCAGUUCUCGCAAAUAAAUCCUAAUAUUUUAGACAAUUGUCACACAUAUUGGCCGCGACUUCAAUACCUAUUCAUCAAAUCUGCGGUAAUGACUGGCGAUUGUUUGUCACACAUCUCAAGACUACCGGCGCUGCAAACGCUUGUCAUUCACUUGAGUAAAGACGUUGAUCUCUCGGAUAAUAAUUAUGAAGACCUGUUGUUCAGAAGUUACUUCAAUGUUCUUGAGUUUAGGGUUUGUGGUCAACAGAUCCUCGAAAUGAUGAUCAUUGAGAGUAUGAUCGGAGCGAAUGACAAGUGUCUGCAGCGCCAGUAG